Molecule: messenger RNA, 1126 nt
Organism: Caenorhabditis elegans
Lineage: Eukaryota; Metazoa; Nematoda; Chromadorea; Rhabditida; Rhabditidae
Gene: clec-37
Product: C-type lectin domain-containing protein
Exons: 7
Coding region: 24-1091 (355 amino acids)
Molecular function (GO): carbohydrate binding
Source: RefSeq, marked reviewed
AAUUUUCAAACACUCCUCGUUUCAUGCCGACUUUACCUCCAGUGCUCGGAAAAUUAAAUCAUUUUCUACAACUUCAUUGGAGAAUUAUUCUGAUUGUGGUAAUAUUUGAACUUUCUGUUAUAAUUGGAACUGCUCACUUCACGUAUGUUCUAUCAAAUCAUGCGGCUUGUGAAACAGACAUCAUAACAAAGACUACAAUUCGAACAAGUACUGUAACCAGUUUCACAAAAACUUCAACUAUUUCAGAAACUCCAUCUACAACAAGUUUGGUGUCAAUAUCUAGCACACAUGCUCCCUCAAACAACCUAAGUUGUCACAUCGGUUUCGAGUUGAUCGGUGGUAAAUGCUUGCAAUUAUUAACUGGGGUUGGCACACGAGCAAAUGGUAACCACAAUUGUUGGCUGCACGGAGGUUCAAAACUAUUUUCGAUUAGGAAUGAACAGGAAAAUAGCGCAAUUCUUGAUUUUGCCUCAAAGAACAAUAUUGGCAACAUCUGGACAGGGUUGCUUUGUCAUGGGCACACUAUUUCCACGUGUAUUUGGGAUAUAGUGAGUGGAUCCGCGGAGAGCUAUGAUAACUUUGCAAGCGGUUAUCCCAACGUGAGCACUGCUUCGUGUGGUUACUUCAUCACCACUGGAAAGGAAGCUGGACAAUGGAAAACUGGCUUGUGCAAUCAGCAAAAUAGUAUCUUAUGUGAAUUACCUCCAACUAUUUAUGACAAAAAUUGCGAAAAAAAUUUUAACAAUCAUUGUUACACACGCUUUGAUGAUGCCUACACCGUCGCUGAAGCACAUGAAUUUUGCAAGCCGAUGUGCGCCGAAGUUGUGUCAAUCAAUUCUGGCGAUGAAAGUCGCUACGUACAAUCCAUUUACAAUGUGAAGGAACAUAUUAUACUUGGCGUAGCGGUUUUAAACGACAAUAAUAUUUAUUGGCUGGACGGAUCAUCCACGGUGUUCAUAAACAUUGGGAACAAUGACAAUGGAACUUGUGCGAUCAUGGAUGUCUCAUUUGGUAUGGGUUACUGGACCACUAUCGAAUGUUCCCAGAAGGCGUGGAUUUUGUGUAAACGACCCGCUGGAAUUGAGUGUUGAUCCGAAUCAACCGUUGAGAAUAAAUUUGUUAUAUU